AUUUAUCCAUAUAUUUACAUAUUCAUUUUAAGUCAUUCAUUCAUUCGUAAUCGUGUGAGUAAAUUAAUUUUUAUGAUUUUUGCUACUGGAACGGAAUCGAUAGUGGAAAUUUUUAAACUUGGAUUAAAGGAAAUCUACUAGGCAGACAACAUUUCACAUCUAUUCCCCAAAUUUGUUACAAAUACGCGUGCGCCAUUUCCUACGAACUAUCCAACUGUUGUCUCUCGCUCCACCCCAUCCCUGGAAGAAUUCUACUCAUUAAAUCAGGUAAUGUAAAACGUGUGUCAAAUUAUAUGACAAUUUCUCUGGUUUCCCACGACUUCUUACGGUGAUAUGCCCAAGGACAUAUUUUAUUUAAUUCUACUAGCUACAGGGCAAAAAAAUCUACGCCCGUUUCUCAGCGUGUCGAAUCAGGCGUGUUGUUCUUGGUCGACAACUGUCAAUUCCUGUGCUUUCAUUUAGCGACUUACGAAUGUUCGGUUGCAGGCUGUAUAGCUCGUUUGGAUCAGGUGUUAUGGAUUUAUCAAUCGUAGUUUCAGCGCUGAAUAGGAUUGCUCCAAUAAGAUUGGCGGCAGAAUGGGACAACGUUGGCCUGCUUGUUGAACCCAGUUCACCUCAUCUAGUGCAGCGUAUAAUUCUUACAAAUGAUCUAACCUUGAACGUUUUGCAAGAAUCAAUAGACCACAAUGUCAACAUGAUUGUGUCAUACCAUCCACCGAUUUUCAAGCCUAUGAAAAAACUUACAGAAAAUCAUUGGAAAGAGAAAAUUCUCAUAAAGGCCAUAGAAAAUAGAAUCGCGAUCUAUUCACCUCACACUGCGUCUGACGCAGUCCAGGGUGGUGUCAACGACUGGCUUGCAACAGGUCUAGGUGAAUUAACAAGCACUCGACCAAUUACUGCGAACAAAUUUGUAAACUAUGGUGGCUUGCUAUUGUGCAAAAAGGCUGAUGAACAAUUGUUCAUUGCACCUGUUGAAAAUUCUAAAAAGCCUUCUCCUCCUACAAAGUUUUCAACAGAAAAUGGAACUUUGAUGCAACUUGAAAGUGAACAAGUUUGUCAGGUUGCUGACAUUGUAAGGACUCGUGGCAUUUCAGAUAGAAAUGUACAAUUCUUUCCAGCAUCACAAUUACCGAAUUCUGGUACUGCUACUGGGGCAGGUAGAAUUUGUGUUCUGCGUAAGCCAAAUACUAUGAAGAAUGUCAUUGAUAAUAUCAAGGCGCAUCUUAACUUGGACCAUGUAAGAUUUGGGUUGGGUGCAGGAAAGAGUCUGAAUGAUUUAAUAUCAACUAUUGCUAUAUGCGCUGGUUCUGGAGCUAGUGUCCUUACUGGUGUUAAAGCAGACUUGUAUUUGACAGGAGAAAUGUCCCACCAUGAGGUCCUAGAGGUCACACAAAAGGGUGGAAGCGUUGUUCUAUGUGAGCAUAGCAACACUGAGAGGGGUUAUUUACAAGUUCUCAGAACUAAGCUUCAUGAAAUUCUUGGUGAGGACAAUCUAACCAUUACUAUUUCUCAUCUUGACAAGGAUCCCCUGGAAAUAUUGUAAUUUCAUUUUUGUAGACCAGUAGCCAAUAGUAUCAUGUUUAAUUUUACUAGCAUUGAGGCGGUGGAAAGACUGUAGCUUAAAUUAUAUAAUUAAAAGUAAAACUGUUAUAGACAUGUAACUAACCAAAAAAAAAUUGUGACAACUUCUCCCCAUAGGAACACAGAACUUCUGAACUUGGAAAAGCUGACAUCUAAAGCCCUUAUCCCACACUGAAUAAAUCAAAAUCUUCAAAAAUGUA
This is a messenger RNA of Styela clava, 1781 nucleotides long. Its product is annotated as NIF3-like protein 1. The record is from RefSeq and is a predicted model, not a curated record. Lineage: Eukaryota; Metazoa; Chordata; Ascidiacea; Stolidobranchia; Styelidae. Gene Ontology annotation, cellular component: cytoplasm; mitochondrion.